AUGUUGGCAAUAUUCAAUUUACAAAGUCUUUUGACAAUUUUAUUGUUGUCUAUUUGUACAUGCACUUAUUUACGACAGUUAUUACCAAGUAUUAUCGAUAGGAAUAAAGUUGGACCAUUGGGAACGUUUUGGAAGUUAGCAAGAAUCGGAGAACGGAAAAGUCCAUAUGUAUCAUUUUGUUGCAUUGCAAUGGCUUUCAGUAUUUUAUUUUGGACAUGA
Messenger RNA from Macrosiphum euphorbiae (potato aphid), 219 nucleotides. NCBI's taxonomy places the organism in Eukaryota, Metazoa, Arthropoda, Insecta, Hemiptera, Aphididae. The record is from the annotation of a GenBank genome assembly.